ACCCUCUCUUUAUUUUCUUCCCGAAACCCAGAAGAAACCCUCUGGCGGCUGCGAGACCCGUUGGUUCCCCUUUGCCCACCCCAUCUCUCUCUCUCUAUCUAUUUCUCUCUCUUUCUCUGUUUUCCUCCUUUUUUUCUCUCUCUCUUUAGGGUUUUUUCCCUUUGAUUUUCAUCUCCAAACCCUCGUUUUCCAUUAUCCAGUUUUUGUUUUGGGAUUUUAGGGUUUUUUUUUCGGUUUAUUUUCAUUGCCAGCUCUUCAGCAGCUCCCUCCAUCCUGUUCUUUCCUCUGUCUCUGCGAGAUUUACUUCCAUGGCUACCGUUGCUUCGCCUCCUUCUACGGAUCAAGCUGCAGAUUUGCUGCAGAAGUUGUCAUUGGAUGCUCAGGCCAAGCCUGUUGAGAUUCCAGAGUCAACGAAAAAGCCAACCGCUAAUCAAUAUGGGUCCAUUGAUUCUGGGAAUGCUGCUAUUGGUCAGAUUCCAAAUGAACGGUCUGUGACUCCAUUUUUACAGGACUUUGUGGAUCCAAACAUGUGCUAUGUACCGAAUGGAUACCCAUCUUAUUACUAUGGAGGUUAUGAUGGGACUGGUAAUGAAUGGGAGGAUUAUUCUAGAUAUACAAAUUCAGAUGGGGUUGAAAUGACUUCUGGUGUCUACGGGGAUAAUGGAUCUCUUAUGUAUCACCAUGGUUACGGAUAUGGACCCUACGGUCCCUAUUCACCUGCAGCUUCUCCGGUUCCUUCUAUGGGGAAUGACGGUCAGCUGUAUGGACCUCAGCACUAUCAAUAUCCCCCAUAUUUUCAACCUCUUACUCCAACCAGUGGGCAGUAUACUCCUAGUCCUACUACAGUUCCUCAAUCUCAGGGAGAUAUUUCUACCCCUGCAGCCACUGAGCAAAAGCCCAUUUCAGUGGACACAGCUAAUCCCAAUGGUAAUGGCUUGACGAAUGGUGGUGGAACGAAAGGAAAUAACGGUGCAGCUCCCUUAAAAUCUGCAUAUCAAAAUUCAACAUUGGGUUCUAAUGCAUAUGCUAGGGGUGCUUUGCCAGGACAUAUUCCUACUUCGGGUUAUCAGGAUCCGAGGUAUGGUUUUGACGGGUUGAGAUCUUCUUUCCCAUGGACAGAUGGUCCUAUGUACUCAGAUGGACAGUCUAGGCUUGUCAGUAGCUCUACUAUCAAUUCUUCUAUCACUAAUGCAAACAACAUGCCUUCUUCAAGGAGUCCUAGUUUCCGUCCUGGCUCUCAUUAUGUAGGUUUUCCCCAUGCUAGACCAAUGUCAGGAAUGAAUACCACCCAGGGUUAUAUAAAUCGGAUGUACCCCAAUAAAUUGUACGGUCAAUUUGGAAAUACAGUUCGAUCUGGUGUAGGGUUUGCCUCACAUGGUUAUGAUUCACGAUCUAAUGGUCGUGUUUGGCUUGCUGUGGACAACAAAUACAAGCCUAGGGGACGAAAUGGUGGUUAUUAUGGAUAUGGAAAUGAAAACAUGGAUGGUUUGAAUGAGCUUAACAGGGGACCAAGAGCUAAGGGUGGCAAGAACCAGAAGGGAUUUGUGCCGAGUGUUCUGACUGUUAAGGGACAACUCUUGCCUACGAAAGCAGCUGACGAUGAAGAAAAGGAUAAGGUGUCCACACCAGACCGGGAUCAAUACAACAAGGCAGAUUUUCCUGAGGAAUACGCUGAGGCCAAAUUUUUUGUUAUUAAAUCGUACAGCGAAGAUGAUGUGCAUAAAAGCAUCAAAUAUAAUGUUUGGGCUAGCACACCUAAUGGAAACAAGAAACUCGAUGCUGCAUACCAGGAAGCCCAAGAGAAGGCUGAUGGUUGCUCCGUUUUUCUUUUCUUUUCGGUCAAUACCAGUGGGCAAUUUGUUGGCCUUGCUGAGAUGGUAGGACCAGUCGACUUUCAGAAGAACUUGGAAUACUGGCAACAAGACAAAUGGAACGGCUGUUUCCCUGUUAAGUGGCAUGUAGUGAAGGAUGUUCCCAACAGUCUUUUGAAACACAUUAUUCUUGAGAACAAUGAGAACAAGCCUGUUACCAACAGCAGGGAUACACAAGAGGUCAAGCUCGAGCCUGGACUUAAAAUGGUAAAAAUCUUCAAGGAGCAUGUGAGCAAAACAUGCAUUUUGGACGAUUUUGGUUUUUACGAGACCCGACAAAAGACCAUUCAAGAGAAGAAAGCCAAGCAACAGCAGUUCAAGAAACAGGUCUGGGAAGGAAAGCCUACUGAUGAGAAGAAGGAUGUGUCUGAAGUAGUAGUAGACAUGAAAACUCCAAAGCCAGUUGAAGCGCCUUUGAGUGAUUUAGUAAAGGAAGAGACACCCAAGAACGCUGAGAACGGAUCAGUUAUGAAAACUGGAGAUGCCCCGAAGGGCGCUAAACCAGUAACAACAACAACAGCAGCAUCAGAGAAGAGAAGUGUAGUAAACGGAUACUAAGUGGUGCAGGAUUUCAGUCAUCUUCUUCCUCUCCUGCCUGCCUGCAGUUCAAUGGAGCUUGUUGGUACAAGGAGUUGUCAGAAGUUUUGGUGCUUUGGAUAUAUUAAAAAAAGGGAACAAGCUACUGGCUAGUUCUUCUCUCCAUACUUAUUUUGGCCACAAUUAUGGAAUGUCUUCUUGCUUUGCUAGUCUCCAGAAUGAAAUCCCACAAUACUACUACUGCUGCUGCUGCUGAUGGUGGUGAGAGCUGAGUUAUGAUGUUGAUGGUGGUGGUGGUGGUGGUGGUGGUGCAGUCUCAGUUCAUUUGGUCACAACCUCUCUCGUCUUCUUUUUGAGUCUCUAUUAUAGUAAGUGGGUGGCAUUUUAACAGGGUUUUGGUUUUCUAGGAUUGUAGUUUUUUUUUACCCUUAGUUAUUUAGUGGCUUUUUUCUUUUUCUUUUCAAUAUCUAUUAAGAUCAAGUUCUUUUCAUCCU
Messenger RNA from Cucurbita moschata (crookneck pumpkin), 2902 nucleotides. RefSeq lists its product as uncharacterized. Gene Ontology annotation, biological process: mRNA destabilization. The coding region runs from base 309 to 2429 and encodes 706 amino acids. Gene Ontology annotation, cellular component: cytoplasm. Gene Ontology annotation, molecular function: mRNA binding. NCBI's taxonomy places the organism in Eukaryota, Viridiplantae, Streptophyta, Magnoliopsida, Cucurbitales, Cucurbitaceae. The record is from RefSeq and is a predicted model, not a curated record. The transcript has 9 exons.